Molecule: messenger RNA, 1473 nt
Organism: Sabethes cyaneus
Lineage: Eukaryota; Metazoa; Arthropoda; Insecta; Diptera; Culicidae
Gene: Brms1
Product: breast cancer metastasis-suppressor 1-like protein
Exons: 3
Coding region: 120-830 (236 amino acids)
Biological process (GO): negative regulation of transcription by RNA polymerase II
Cellular component (GO): Sin3-type complex
Molecular function (GO): histone deacetylase binding
Source: RefSeq, a predicted model, not a curated record
UGUAGUAGGAAAGGAAGCAUCAUUUUGUACAUUUCUUUUGUUUUCUGAGCUAAUUCAAAGCAGGAUUUCUUUAUUUUGGAGUUCAACCUGAACGUUCUUAAGGAUUAGUGAUUGCGGGAAUGCCUCCUGUAAAAAAUGAAGGUGAAAGUGAUCCGGACGGGGACAUGUCUGGGGGAGAAUCGGAUCACUCCGCCUCUAGCCGAGCCCCGGAUCAUGAUUCCAGCGCAGAAGAAGCGGACGAACCUGAUUCCGAUGACUCCUCUGAAAUGAGUGAAGGUGAAUGUGAACGGAGAAGGUCGGAUUGUCUAGACAAUUUAACAAAUCUGGAGAAGCAAUUUGUGAUUCUGAAGGAACAACUGUACAAAGAAAAAAUGAGUCAAGUGGACCAGCAACUACAGGAAGUCCGUGGUGGUCGCUCUCAAGAAUAUCUAGCACCUUUACAAAGGCUCGCGGAUAAUAUGAACUCCCGAAAAGAAGUUGCCGAAAUCCUUAAAAACUUUCGAAUGGAAAACAUCCGACAUAAGUUCGAAUCGGAACUGCAGGCAGCUCGACAGCAUUUUGAGAGUGAAAAAAAUCUUGCCAUGGAUUCUAUCUAUGAGGAAUUGAUGGAAAAAAUCAGACGGCUCGAGGAAGAUCGCCAUAAUGUGGACAUUUCGUGGGCGGAUUGGGGAACAAGCACCAGAACUUCCAAGGUUCGUGGUCCGGGCCGAAAGAAAGCGGUCACCGUCUCCGGGCCAUAUAUUGUGUAUAUGCUGCGAGAAGAGGACAUACUCGAAGAUUGGACGUCGAUAAGAAAGGCACUGAAAAGAUCGACGGCAGCUGCCACUUGAUAUUUGGUGUAAAGUCAGGCUGUAGUUAGUUUACGAGUAGGUCUUUUUUAUCACAUAAGCAGGAAACCGGUGAAAAUCAUUGUUCAAUCGUAUUAAGCUAUAAGGUAUUUUUUAAUUAUGCAUCAUAAGUACUUCUCUCAGUUCGCAAUGAUAACGUAUAUGUGCUUUGGAUGAUUUUUUGUUAUAUGUACUGUACUUGGACAAAUUUGUAUUGCUUUUAUAACUCGGCAAUAAAUUAAGUAAAUGCAAUUCAGCUCUUUGUAUUCAACGUUGUAUAAAAUGUUAGUCUGUUCGAUUUAGGUUUCUGAUUCCAGGAUUAUAUAUAAAUUAGAGCUUAAUGAUGGUUGCAAAACAACAAAAAUCAAGCAUCUUGUAUAAAAUUUGCAACGGAAAGGUAGCAAGAUGUAUAAAUGAAAAAGUAUUUAUAUUUUAACAUUGCUACUGUUUUCGCAUAAAGACACUUCAAAGUUUAUUAUGACUCAACUUGCUACAACCUGCAACUCAAUCUGACAUAAAAAAGUGAGUUGUUUAGGAUAUUUCUUUAAGUUCCAAAGGCAUCGAGUACUAACGCCACCGAGAUUGCUUGUUGUAGCUCGAUGUAGAACCUAUAUAUUUAUUAAUGUUUCGGAACUGCUCCAGGAAA